UGGCAAUGGGGAUGGUGUUGACUAAAGUCAACAUGACGAUCAGACCAAAUCAACACGUGUGCGCAAGCACUUGGUGAUCGGACGGUCGAGGAUGAGUGGGACAUGCCAACAUCAUGAAAAAGCCCCCGUGCCGUGCCGCAGCCGCCGCAUCGGCAAUGGCAUCGGCGGCCGUGUCCUGUCGAUGGCCGAGGACAACAGCAAGGACGCCUUCUUCCUCAUCACCGCCGGAGUCUUCCGCGUCGUCCCGUCCGGCGCCUGCGGUACUCCUCGUCCUCAGCCGCAGCUGCCAGCAGUGCUGUCCGUGGGGGCGACUGCUGUGGCAAGUUGCGCUGUAUGUCUGCUGGACGAUACUGGCAGGCGGAGGGCAGAUUCAGAUUGGACGUUGCUGCAGUUGCAGAAAUUUCUGCUUCAUCCAUUCUAUCUUCUGUUGCUCACACCGGUACAGUGAUCCCCACCAAAGCUGAGCACGAACCAGCCUUCUCUACGAGAACUGCCUGCUUAACGAGUUACUGGUGCUGACCUGAGUAUAGUAAACGUUACUAUCUAGCUAGUAUUUGUGGUUGCUCGGACAUCUACAUAAGUAACCUUACUAUCUAGCUAGUAUUUGUGGUUGUAUAUACUACUCGUACAUAAGUAGUAGUUUAAUUUAUUCAUGAUACUACUCGUACAUCUACAUAAGUAGUGAACGCGGUUUUUUUGCGUUUAAGGGCAUAUGUCUUCACUCUCUCACCCAUUGGAUUCGCUUUGAGAAGUGUGCAAACACACAUCUCAAAGCAGUUUCGCAUUGAGAUAUGUGUUUACAUACUUCUCAAAACGAAUUCAAUGGGUGGGAGAGUGAGGGCACGUGCCCUCAAGGAAAAAUAAACUUUGCCCAUAAGUAGUAGUUUAUUCAUGGUUUGCAUAAUUACAACCUUGCCUUUGGUGAAGCCUUCUGCAUUAUGUUGUUAUGGUACUGACAGUGCUGCAGAUUGUAUGCUCUGGAAGCUGGCAACAAGCUAGUGCUUCUUGAACACAGCAGAGUUCUUCAUUAGGUGUCUCAUGUCUCUAUGCUGAACUCCAUUGGAAAAGAAUGACGUGACUACAUGCAUGGUCAAGCAAUUCCUUUAGAGGCAGGAGAACCAAUUGCAGACUGGAGCUUCCCAAAGUCCAUCUGUUGCAAUUACUAGUGCUGUGGCCUGGAUGCUUGUAGGGUUCAGGUCAAAUUCCUGCCGGUCGCUCGUCGCCAUCGCCUCCGCAUGCUGACCGUGACUGUAAUUGCGAUCUGCACAGCUUCUGAAACCGUCGCCUCCCUCACAAGUCACAACUCUUUUCGGCAAAAGCAGUCGCUCGCGCUCCCAUCGGAUACCCAGGCGCCCCCGGAGCCCGGACGCCGACGGGGUAAUAA
Sorghum bicolor (sorghum) is the source of this 1384-nucleotide messenger RNA. RefSeq lists its product as uncharacterized. The transcript is spliced from 2 exons. NCBI's taxonomy places the organism in Eukaryota, Viridiplantae, Streptophyta, Magnoliopsida, Poales, Poaceae. Bases 92 to 448 code for a protein of 118 amino acids. The record is from RefSeq and is a predicted model, not a curated record.